Messenger RNA from Solanum dulcamara, 561 nucleotides. RefSeq names its product protein OXIDATIVE STRESS 3 LIKE 4-like. The record is from RefSeq and is a predicted model, not a curated record. The transcript is spliced from 2 exons. The coding region runs from base 7 to 561 and encodes 184 amino acids. NCBI's taxonomy places the organism in Eukaryota, Viridiplantae, Streptophyta, Magnoliopsida, Solanales, Solanaceae.
UCAACCAUGUCUUCUUUUGUUCCGGAAAAGAAUGAUGUUCCUGCAUCUCAAGUUAUUGAUCAAAAUGAAGUUAUUGAUGUUGCUGAUGAUGACGACAUGAUUAGUUCAGUUAAAAAAGAUUCUAUGUCGUCUUCUAUCGGUUUGUUAAGUGAUGGAGAUGGUGGAGAUGAUGAAGAUGGCGAAGAAGCACAAAGCAAGCCUGUUAUUGAUGAAGGAUCUCUCAAUUCUUUAGCUACAUUGGAAGCUGCUCUUCCUUUUAAGCGAGGAUUAUCGGGUUUUUACGAUGGAAAAUCAAAAACAUUUAUGAAUUUGGCUGAAGUGAAAAGUGUGGAAGAGGUUGAAAAGGAGGAAAGUCCAUUGAACAAGAGGAGACGUUUGACGGUGGCAACUAAUAACUUGUAUAAAUGGGGUAGUAGCAGCUCAAGUUCUAUGCCUCACUUGACACACACUGAUGGUGAAAACACACACAAUCUUGAGAUUGAUCAACAAGAGUUCAAAUCAUCAACCAGCAGUACUAGUUUUAAUUCCAUCGAUUCUACCACCAAUCCACCCAUCAACUGA